Messenger RNA from Brassica napus (rape), 789 nucleotides. Its product is annotated as 3-ketoacyl-CoA synthase 2-like. Gene Ontology annotation, cellular component: membrane. Gene Ontology annotation, biological process: fatty acid biosynthetic process. Bases 1 to 789 code for a protein of 262 amino acids. Lineage: Eukaryota; Viridiplantae; Streptophyta; Magnoliopsida; Brassicales; Brassicaceae. Gene Ontology annotation, molecular function: acyltransferase activity, transferring groups other than amino-acyl groups. The record is from RefSeq and is a predicted model, not a curated record. The transcript has a single exon.
AUGCAUGUGUUUAACGAGUUUCAUUAUAUUUACGUUCUCCUCUCCAACCGCUCCUCCGACCGCCGCCUCUCAAAGUAUCAACUACUCCACACUAUCAGUACCCACAAGGCCACAAAGGAGCUGACGACAACGCCUUCAACAGCGCUUACCAUCGCGAAGACACGAACAACAACAACACAACAACAAAAUCGGUGUCUCGCUCUCAAAACGAACAUUACCACGCUUGGACCGCUAGUCCUACCAAUGUCCGAACAACUUCUAACUUUUGCGACACUCGCGGCUCGAAGAGUGUUUAAAGUCAACAGAAUCAAGCCUUAUGUUUCUGACAUCAAGCUAGCUCUCGAGCAUUUUUGCAUCCACGCAGGAGGAAGAGCGGUGCUCGAUGAGAUUCAGAAAAAUUUGGAUCUUUCCGAGUGGCAGAUGGAGCCAUCGAGGAUGACUUUGAACAGGUUUGGGAACACUUCGAGUAGCUCGGUUUGGUAUGAGCUUGGUUAUAGUGAAGCUAAAGGAAGGAUUAAGAGAGGAGGUAAGACUUGGCAGAUUGGUUUUGGGUCAGGUUUCAAGUGUAAUAGUGCGGUUUGUAGAGCUUUGAGAAGUAUUGAUCCCUCCAAGGAGAAGACUAAUAAUCCAUGGAUCGAUGAGAUUCAUGAGUUUCCCGUUACGGUUCCGAGGAUAUCGUCAUCCUCGUCGGAAUCUCGAUCGGUAAAAGCUUCAUGUGUGUUAAAAGGGCAUUACGUUCAGACCGAAACGUCAUUUGUUAUUACACAUCAAGAGAGAGUAUACUAUUAA